This is a messenger RNA of Morone saxatilis (striped sea-bass), 2082 nucleotides long. RefSeq names its product choline transporter-like protein 5-B. NCBI's taxonomy places the organism in Eukaryota, Metazoa, Chordata, Actinopteri, Moronidae. Gene Ontology annotation, biological process: transmembrane transport. The record is from RefSeq and is a predicted model, not a curated record. Gene Ontology annotation, cellular component: membrane. Bases 1 to 2082 code for a protein of 693 amino acids. Gene Ontology annotation, molecular function: transmembrane transporter activity. The transcript is spliced from 21 exons.
AUGACGCCCCACCGGUACACCCCGAGCAGCUCAGCCGCCGUCCAGAGCGAGACAGCCGCUGGAGCCGCACCGCCGGGUCCCUACUACGGAAAGCUCUCCCAGAUUACACUGGUGAACAUACAGGGUCUGGACAUUGAGUUGUCUUACAAAUACUUUGGUGUUCACCUCAACAUUAAACUGGGCUGGUCUAAAAACACAGAUGUCCUGUAUAAGAAGGGCAAAAGUCAUCUUGACCUGCUGAGGAGACUGAGGUCCUUUGGUGUGUGCAGGACUCUGUUAAAAAGCUGCACUGACGUCCUAUGUUGUUUGAUCUUCAUCAUUGUCAUCCUCUCAUAUGUUGCCCUGGGAAUAGUGGGAUUGGCAUUGAGGCCGACGCGCACUGGCAUUCUACAUGUCGAAUCGGCCAAAUUGAACGCCGAGCGCCGGACUGAAUCAACGUGCCCGACGGGACACGACCGAACUCGACUCGAGCACCGACCUCGCCCGACGGUCCGACGAUUUCGCGACGGCCAGUAUACGGGUUGGAAUAAACCCAUCCUAUUCUAUUUCAACAUCCUGAAAUGUACCAACCCAGCUAUACUCAUCAACCUACAGUGCCCCACAACUCAGAUGUGUGUGUCAAAGUGUCCGGACAAGUUUGCCACUUAUACUGAGAUGCAGCUGCAACACAAACUCAGCAAGAGUUACUGGGAAUAUUACAAACAGUUCUGUAAGCCUGGCUUUAAUAAUCCUGACAAGCCAGUGUCUCAGGUUCUACGAGAUGAGGACUGUCCCUCCAUGAUUGUACCUAGUAGACCAUUUUUCCAGAGAUGUCUACCAGACUUCAUCACUCUGAAUGGGACUGUGACUGUAGCUAACAGAACCAGGUUUAAAGAUGCUCUGGAAAUGGCACGCAGUGUCACUGAACUCCAACAUGCUGCCAAAGGUAUAACUGGUCUAGUGGACACUAAAGAGCUGGGCAUAAAGAUAGUGGAAGAUUAUGCCAAAUCAUGGACAUGGAUACUCAUAGGUCUGCUGUUAUCCUUUACUGUUAGUCUGGUCUUCAUCCUGCUACUGAGGUUCACAGCUGGGUGGCUAUUGUGGAUGACCAUCAUCACUGUCAUACUGCUGCUGGCAUAUGGUAUGUGGUACUGCUCCAUGGAGUUGUCCCAGCUCAGACUCAGACCAGGCUCUGAUGUUGCCAUUAUAGAAGUUGGCCUGCAGACUGACCUGCAGAUCUAUCUACAGCUCACACAGACAUGGAUCAUAUUAUUGGUGUCUCUGGGAGCGACAGAAGCGUCCAUCUUGCUGAUGUUGAUCUUCUUAAGGAGAAGAGUCCGAGUGGCUAUCGCCCUGCUCAGAGAGGCCAGCAAAGCCAUUGGCCACAUCAUGUCCACGCUAUUCUAUCCAGUCAUCACCUUCCUCUUGCUGACUGUUUUCAUCUCCUACUGGGCAGUUACUGCUGUUUACCUGGCAUCAUCAGGUGAAGCUGUCUAUAAAGUGAUGUCUCCUGAUGUGAGCUGCCCCUAUGCCAAUACUACCUGUAACCCUGAGAGUUCUGGUGGAAGCAGUGACGAGGGAAAGAGCUGGUCUGGGAACUACCUAGUACAAGGCCAAGGGGAAUGGCGCAGGCUGGUCCAGGAGGAGGUGAGGGCAGCAGUGAUGUAUCACACAGGAUCUUUGGCAUUUGGAGCUCUAAUUCUGUCAGUUGUCCAACUGAUCCGGAUCAUAUUGGAAUACCUGGAGCAGAAACUAAAAGGUAUUGACAACAGCCUGUCCAGGUUCAUAAUGCACUGUCUGAAAUGCUGCUUCUGGUGUUUGGAAAAAUUAAUACGCUACAUGAAUCAUAAUGCUUAUAUCAUGGUGGCGAUCUAUGGUAAGAACUUGUGUACCUCAGCCAGAGAAGCCUUCUUCCUUCUGAUGAGGAAUGUGGUCAGGGUUGCAGUUCUGGACAGAGUGACAGACUUUCUGUUGUUUCUGGGCAAAAUCCUGAUAGCAGGAGGAGUUGGUGUGAUUGCAUUCUUCUUCUUCACUAGGAAAAUCCCUGUUAUCCAGGAGGAAGUGCCCAACCUCAACUACUACUGGGUCCCCCUACUGGUGUGA